This is a messenger RNA of Pseudoliparis swirei, 3759 nucleotides long. It is a transcript of the gene map3k7, whose product is annotated as mitogen-activated protein kinase kinase kinase 7. Gene Ontology annotation, biological process: positive regulation of canonical NF-kappaB signal transduction; protein phosphorylation; JNK cascade. Gene Ontology annotation, molecular function: MAP kinase kinase kinase activity; magnesium ion binding; ATP binding. The coding region runs from base 843 to 2561 and encodes 572 amino acids. The transcript is spliced from 16 exons. Lineage: Eukaryota; Metazoa; Chordata; Actinopteri; Perciformes; Liparidae. The record is from RefSeq and is a predicted model, not a curated record.
CACACUUCCUGGUGGAGCUGCUCCUGCGAAGAAUAAAAAUACACUCCUAGCAAGCUAAGCUAGACGAGUUGUGAAAAAAAAAAAAAAUUAUGUCUGGCUGUCAAGUGGAUAGAGAAAGACUAUUUCUAAAAAUGGACGAUGUCCCUCGGUUUUCUGUCCAUUAAUAGCAGAAAACGUCCCCCAUGACCAGAGAGCCACCGGCGCUGGCGACAAGACAACUGCGACAGGGUUGGAUUGUUGAAGCUAACUAACGUCCCGGUAGCUAGCUAGCGUUAGCAACCAGGCUAGCCAAUAUACUGUAGGCCUUACGUGUCCUGUUUUUUCCCGUGGGCGUUGAGUCGUGCUGUUGACUUGUGGCCGGCUCUGGUCUACAACAAUGCCGCGGGCCCGUGUUACGUGUGCCGAAAGCUAACGUAUGAGCACUCUUGAGAUAACUGACAGCUUUACCAGGGCUAGCUCGCUAGCUGCAGUUAGCUGUGCUAACUGGUUAAGCUACGCGGUUCGCCAGUUGCCUGACUCCAUCAUAACUAACUCGGCUGACAAGAGGCUCACAUUAAGCUGGUGCAUCUUGUUUGACAGCAUAUGUAACUGACCAUAGCUAGCCAGCCGUAACAGUGUCUAUUAUGUCACUCAGCCGGCGACACGUUACUUAGUUAACGCGAGUCACACAAGUGUGCCAGUGUUGACAGCUAGCGUUAGCUAACGCUACAUGUCUUAAAGCAAGUCUUCGCACACUUUUUAUUCUUUUGUGAACCAAAUGUGAAGAGACGGUAACGCUGGCGUUCCUCUCGUCUGCUGUUCUGGUCUCUUUUCAGAAAGCUGCUAGCUGACGUUAGCUAGGAAUGUCUCUGACGUUACCGUCAACCGAUAUACUUGAAACAUCUCCUGGAUAUCCAUUCGAAGACAUCAACUAUGAGGAUAUUGAAGUCGAGGAGGUGGUGGGGAGAGGAGCCUUUGGAGUGGUUUGCAAAGCCAAAUGGAAAGGCAACGACGUGGCAAUCAAGACCAUUGAGAGUGAAUCGGAGAGGAAAGCCUUUAUUGUCGAGCUCCGGCAGCUCUCCCGCGUGAACCACCCCAACAUUGUGAAGUUGUACGGCUCUUGCAAUAAUCCCGUCUGCCUUGUGAUGGAAUAUGCUGAGGGCGGGUCACUGUACAAUGUGCUGCAUGGUGCUGAGCCCCUCCCCUAUUACACUGCUUCCCAUGCCAUGAGCUGGUGUUUUCAGUGUUCCCAGGGCGUGGCCUAUCUCCAUGGCAUGAAACCAAAGGCUCUCAUUCACAGGGACCUCAAGCCACCCAAUCUGCUUCUCGUGUCCGGCGGCACCGUGCUGAAGAUAUGUGACUUUGGAACAGCGUGUGACAUUCAGACCCACAUGACCAACAACAAAGGAAGUGCAGCAUGGAUGGCCCCAGAGGUAUUUGAAGGGAGCAACUACAGCGAGAAGUGCGACGUGUUCAGCUGGGGGAUCAUUCUCUGGGAGGUGAUCACUCGCAGGAAGCCAUUUGAUGAGAUCGGAGGACCAGCCUUUCGCAUUAUGUGGGCUGUGCACAACGGCACAAGACCUCCUUUAAUCAAAAAUUUGCCCAAGCCCAUUGAGAGUCUGAUGACCCGCUGCUGGUCUAAAGACCCCUCUCAGCGACCUUCCACCGAGGAGAUCGUGAAGAUCAUGACUCAUCUAAUGAAGUACUUCCCAGGAUCUGAUGAACCCCUGCAAUAUCCAUACCAGUAUUCAGAUGAUGGACAGAGCAACUCUGCGACUAGCACAGGUUCGUAUGUGGACUACACGAGCACAAGCGGCAAGAGCGACGCAAACAUGGAGCACAGCAACUCUCAAGGGAGCAACGACACCAUCAAGAUCCCGCCCCAGUUCGCUCCCUACUUCAAGCCCAAGGCAGACCCGUCGAGGACCCUGACUCUGUCCAGGGGGGGCAGUGUCGAGAGUCUGCCCGCGCGGACGCAGUGCCCGGCGUCGUCGGAGAUCAAAAGAAUGAGCGCCGACCUGUCGGAGCUGGAGCCCAAGAUGCCGUUCACGCCCGCAGCCACGAGCGACGCCCAGCGGCGCCGGUCCGUGCAGGACCUGCCAGGCCUCGGCUUAGAGUCCAGCCAGGGGAGCAGGAGCAGCAGCCGCUCCUCCAGCCCCAGCCUGAGGAUGAUGCCCGAUAAGACGAGCGGCCGAGGGUACUUCUCCCCCGACGACCCCACAGACACCAACGGCUCGGACAACUCCAUCCCCAUGGCGUAUCUCACGCUGGACCACCAGCUGCAGCCUCUCGCCCCCUGUCCCAACUCCAAAGAGUCCAUGGCCGUGUUCGAGCAGCACUGCAAGAUGGCCCAAGAGUACCUGAAGGUGCAGACGGAGAUCGCCCUGCUGAUCCAGAGAAAGAAGGAGCUCAUCGCCGAACUGGACCAAGACGAGAAGGACCAGCAGAACACGUCCCGGCUGGUGCAGGAGCACAAGAAGCUGCUGGAGGAGAACAAGAGUCUGUCCACGUACUACCAGAAGUGCAAAAAGCAGCUGGACCUGAUCCGGGUCCAGCAACAGAAGAGACAGGGCACGUCGUGAUGAGACGGAGACCCCCCCCCUCCACACCGGCACUAUGACGCUAAGCGCUCAAUCCCACACACACACACACACACACACACACACAAUGUUCCCAGUCCAGCUUUGUAAAGAGACCCGUGUCCUGCAUGACCGAACACCGAACAAUCACUGCAGCCCACGGGCCCCGGGGGGUCAGGACCUUUCCCCUUCAGUGAACCGAGCGUCUCUCCCUCCUCCCCCUCUUUCUUCUGUUUUUUCUGGUCUUGGGCCCUCUGUGAAAAGGGGGUUCUUUUCCUUUUUUCUUUGGGGGGGGGAGGGGGAAAGAAAAUGUGAAUCAUAUGCAAGAAUCUUUCGCCGUGCCGGACGCUGCAGACGAGGGAAUAGCUUUGGGGGGGGGGGGGGGGGUGUAAUAAUCUGUUCCUUGCGCUCUUCAAACGACACACGCCGAGCUUCUCGAGCAAACACGGGGAGCCGCGGACUCCUUCCCCUUUUCAUUUGGACUUCCGUAUUGGGUUUUAUGUGCGCGUCGAUGUUUCUGUUCAUUUCUUCCUUUGUCUUUUCUAUUCAGCCGUUCACUUUGUACGACGGCUCUUGUGUCGUCUCGGCGUCGGGACGUGUUUUAUCUGCUCCGGGGACGCCCUCGCGGACAGAAAUCGAGGAGCCCGUAGCUCCCGAUCCAGUAUCUAUACGGUUUGUUUUUAGUUCACAUGUUGCCUUAGAAGUCGCCUGCAUUUUAAGAGCUUGUUUUAUGUGACAUUUAGUAGGGACGAAAGCUCAACGGAGAGAGAAAAAAAUCUAUUUUUAAUGUAAUGACAAGUGAACGGAUUCUCCCCGGAGCCGAGCGAGCCGAUCAUGUAAACGUCGCCCAGCAGCCUGACAUCCAAAAUGUACUCAAAAAAAUGAAGAAUGUGAUUCAGUUUUGUUUCUUUAUGGAUUUCAAAACCCUUUCAUAAGUACUUUUGCACAAUCACUUUUCUUUUGUCUGGUCACGGACGCAUUUUAUCUCAUUUUAGCAAUUAUGGUUUUAAAAGGUUGGAGACUUGACGAGUCUUACUUUGAGAAAGUUCCUGUCCAGGAGUGGAUCUCCGCCGGAGUCUCCCUCGGGAGGCUUCUGUUCACGAAGAAUAUCAAUUCACCGCGCGCACGCCACGCCGUGCAUGGAGCGGUUCCCACGGCAGUGAGCAAGGCAUUAUGAAAUAAACUGAAUGGUGAAAAAGAU